Molecule: messenger RNA, 669 nt
Organism: Microthlaspi erraticum
Lineage: Eukaryota; Viridiplantae; Streptophyta; Magnoliopsida; Brassicales; Brassicaceae
Source: the annotation of a GenBank genome assembly
AUGGAUUCCCAAACCAAUGCUUACCAAUCGCCACCGUCGUCCUCCUCCUCCGGCAGUCGUCUUUGUGGGUGGUGGUUUCGACCAAUAGUGACUCUACCAGCAAAUAACGAUCCUAAUCGUAAAGACACAUUCAUGGAAUCUGCAGUUGGCUUUUCACCCUUUCUCGGCGCCCUGUUCACCGUCAUCGCCAUGUAUUUGAUCUUGUCUCUAAAAAUCGACAAAGCUCACCCCCACGCCAAAGUCUCCAUCCAACACAUCCACGUCUCCUCCAACACGUGGAAGGUCGACUUCCUGGUGAAGGACACGAGUUCGAGGUAUUCUAUUUACUACGGCGACAGUGACGCUUCCGUGAGGCUCGGUCAGAUAAACGCCGCCGUUUUAAACAUCACUCGUAAACGUGGUCAUUCUAGAGAUCACAUGUUGUUCUCGUUGGCUUUCGUUGCUGAGCAGCAGGGAAACAGAAGCGGCGUCGUUUCUGAGGAGCUUGACGUCAAACUCAGGGCGAAGCAUAAGCUUUACCUAUAUCCUGAUGAAGCUGGACACUUCAAUAUACGAUGCCAAGAUCUGACGCGAAGCCGUGACAAGAUUAUUAUAUGCCAAUCCUCUUUUACAAAACCGAAGAGGUUUUUAAGACCAUAUCGAAACAGAAUUUAUCAAAUUACAUAUUAA